GGGACGCCUAGUUCCCGGCCGCCGGCUGACUCAGGCGCCGGCCGGUGCCUCAGUUUCCCCGGCCGGGCCCGGCGCUGCCCCGCAGACUCCUCCCCGCCGUGAGUCAGGCGGGGGCGGGGUGGGAAGCGCCGGCGGCCCCGGGCGGAGGCAGCGCGGCCCCUCGGAGCGCCCAGACCCGCGUCCCGGCCCGGCCCGGCCCCGCCAUGCCCCGCUCCCGCUCCCGCUCCCGCGCCCGCGCCCGCGCUCCGGCGCUGCUGCUCGCGCUGCUGCUGCUCCCGGCCGCCGCCGCCUUCAACCUGGACGUGGCGGCCCCCGCCCGGCUCCGCGGCGCCGCCGGCAGCUUCUUCGGCUUCUCCGUGGACUUCUACGAGCCGCGGCCGAGGGGCGUCAGUGUCCUGGUCGGCGCCCCCAAGGCCAACACGAGCCAGCCCGACGUGACGGAGGGCGGCGCCGUCUUCUACUGCCCCUGGCCCCCCAGCGAGGGCAACUGCACCCCCAUCGCCUUUGACCGCACUGGGCCUCGGCAGGAGGAGGUUCCCGGCAAUGGUUCAGCCGUGGAGUUCAAGUCCCUGCAGUGGUUCGGCGCCACGGUACGAGCGCAUGGCGGCUCCAUCCUGGCCUGCGCCCCCCUGUACAGCUGGAGCACCAACAAGGAGGAGGCGGCACGGGAGCCCGUGGGCAGCUGCUACCUGGCCACCGGCAACUUCAGCACCUUUGUGGAGUACGCGCCCUGCCGCUCAGACCACAACGCGCCCCAGGGGCAGGGCUUCUGCCAGGGCGGCUUCAGCGCUGAGUUCACCAAGACGGGGCGGGUGCUGCUGGGAGGCCCCGGGAGCUACUACUGGCAAGGCCAGGUGAUCUCGGCCACGCAGGAGCAGAUCCGCAAUGCCUACUACCCCGAGUACUUCGUCCUGGAGGUGACUGGGCAGCUGCAGACACGCCAGGCGGCCGGCACCUAUGACGACAGCUACCUGGGGUACUCGGUGGCUGUGGGUGAGUUCAGUGGAGACUCCAACGAAGACUUCGUGGCCGGCGUGCCCAAGGGGAACCUCACCUAUGGCUAUGUCACAAUCCUGAACGGCUCCGACGUCCGGUCCCUGUACAACUUCUCCGGGGAGCAGAUGGCGGCAUAUUUUGGCUAUGCCGUGGCUGCCACCGAUGUCAACAGUGACGGCCUGGACGACCUGCUGGUGGGGGCACCACUGUUCAUGGAGAAGACAGCGGACGGGAGGGUGCAGGAGGUCGGCCGGGUCUACCUGUACCUGCAGCAGGCACACGGCAUGGAGCCACGGCCCCACGCCGUGCUCACCGGGACCCAGGAGUUUGGGCGCUUCGGCAGUGCCAUCGCCCCCCUGGGGGACCUCGACCAGGAUGGCUACAACGAUGUGGGCGUGGGGGCGCCGUUCGGAGGCGAGGCCCAGCAGGGCGUAGUCUUCAUCCACAACGGGCAGCCAGGGGGGCUGCACCCGGAGCCCUCCCAGACACUGAAGGGCCUGUGGCCCCCUGGCCGCACCCCCGACUUUUUCGGCUUCUCCCUGCGCGGCACCAAGGACCUGGACAGCAAUGGAUACCCAGACCUCAUCGUGGGUGCCUUUGGCGUGGACACAGCUGUCGUAUACAGGAGCCGCCCCAUUGUCUACGCCAUCGCCUCCCUCAGCAUCUACCCCACCAUGUUCAACCCUGAGGAGCGAACCUGCACCCUGGAGGGCACCGACACCCACGUGGCCUGCAUCAACCUGAGCUUCUGCCUCAACGCCUCAGGGAAACACGUGCCUGACCUCAUCGGCUUCACGGUGGAGCUGCAGCUGGACCGGCUGAAGCAGAAAGGGGCGGUGAAGCGGGCGCUCUUCCUCCGCACCCGCCAGCCCGUCCUAGACGUGCCCCUGCAGGUGCCCAAUGGUGCUGUCGACACCUGUCGCGAGAUGAAGAUCUACCUGCGGAACGAGUCGGAGUUCAGGGACAAGCUGUCGCCCAUCCAUGUGGCGCUGACCUUCCGCCUGGACCCCCAUGCUGCCCCCGAUGCCCACGGGCUGCAGCCCAUCCUCCACUACCUGGCCCGUGACCACAUCGAGCAGAAGGCUCAGAUCCAGCUGGACUGUGGGGAGGAUAACAUUUGCGUGCCUGACCUGCAGCUGGAUGUCUUUGGGGAGCAGCGGGUCGUGUACCUGGGGGACAAGAACGCGCUGAACUUGACCUUCCACGCCCGCAACCGUGGCGAGGGCGGCGCCUACGAGGCCGAGCUGUGUGUCACACUGCCCCCCGAGGCUGAGUACUCGGGCAUCAUCCGCGACCAUGUGAACUUCACCAGCCUGAGCUGCGGAUACGAGUUGCAGAACGGGACCCGGCUGGUGGUGUGUGACCUGGGCAACCCCAUGAAGGCCGGUGCCAGUCUGUGGGGCGGACUGCGCUUCACCGUGCCCCACCUCCGCGACACCCGCUCUACCGUCCAGUUCGACUUCCAGAUCCGCAGCAAGAACCAGAACAACUCCCAGAGCGAACUGGUCGAGUUCUCACUACAGGUCCGUGCUGCUGCCCGCGUCUCCACCCACGGGGUGUCCAAGCCUGAGGCCGUGACCUUCUUCGCGGCUGGUGGGCAGCCAGGACGAGAGCCCCAGAGGGAGCAGGACGUGGGGCCUGAGGUGCAGCAUGUCUACGAGCUGGUGAACGAGGGGCCCAGCACCAUCAGCCAAGGCACCCUGGAGUUGAGCUGCCCCCUGAGCUACCAGGGGCGCCAGGUGCUGUACGUCACGCGCUACGUGGCGCCCGGCAACUGCACCUCCAGCCACCCCAUCAACUCCCUGCAGCUCCAGCUGGAGCAGAGCCCAGCACCUCCCAGCCUGGAGCAGCAUUUCCUGCAGCGCCGGGACACACGUGGCGGGGGGACUCCCGGUGCCCCCCACCCCCUGCGGUGCUCUGAGGCCGAGUGCUUCCAGCUCCAUUGCCAGGUGGGGGUGUUGCAGCGGCAGCAGCGCGUCACCCUGCGUCUGCAUUUCCGGCUCUGGGCCAACACCUUCCACCAGAAGGAAGGCCAGCCGACAGCGCUGCAGUGUGAGGCCGCCUACCAAGUGCUGCACAUGCCCUACCGCAUCUUGCCCCAGCACUACCCAAGUGCCGCGCUCAAGGUGUCGACAAUGUUGCAGUGGGCCAAGGCGGAGAGCAGCCCCAGCGUCCCGCUGUGGAUCAUCGUGCUGGCUGUCCUCUUCGGGCUGCUGCUGCUGGCACUGCUCAUCUAUGGGCUGUACAAGGUCGGGUUCUUCAAGCGCUCCCUGCCCUACGGCACGGCCAUGGAGAAGGCGCAGCUCAAGCCACAGGCGGCCUCGGAGGCCUAGCGAGGCCUGGGCCUCGCCUGUCGCCCCGGCCCGUCCAUCCAUCGAGCCGUCCUGUUGGCGCCACGGGAAAGGGGCACACACCUGCCGCCAGGCCCUGGGCCCGCCUGACGUGAGGGCUGUGACGGCACCACCUCCAGGCCGCCCCGCGCCGGGCCAACGGGUUGCCUGCCGAGCCAUACUUGAAGAGGCUGCACGGGGCGCGGACCGGGCUGGAGACGCAGCUCAGGAACCUGCACCUGGCAUCAGCCCCCGGACCCCCUCGGCGGGCAUGGGUGGCACCGGGCCAGGGACCCAUGGCAUGGACGUGUCUCCAAGUGCAAUAGACCCCCAGUCCACGUGGUGCUGCCUGGGGAGUCCCUGGGCCCUGCAUCCCCCUGCCCUUUCCCCCGUGGCGCUGGGCAUUGGGACUCCAUGCAGACAUGGCAGCUACUGCUUGGGUGCGUGCCCUGCUGCUGCUGCCAGGACACUAGACCCUGCCUGCCUGGGCUGUGGGCAAUGCCUGGGCAGGGGCAUGGGGCUGGCGCCACUCCUAAGAGGCCUAAAUUGCACUACAGCCCCCGUGGGCACCGGUGCUGGUUCUGCUUGGGGGGGGGGAAGGGGGGGCACUGCCUGGCAGGGGGGCUCCUGGGCAUGGUGCCAGCCUGGGGCAGCGCCCAGCACCCAUAGGGGCCUCUCACCCCCCCCCCCCUUGCUUUGUAUUUAAUUGCUGUGGGUUUGAGGAAGGGAGGGU
Molecule: messenger RNA, 4059 nt
Organism: Alligator mississippiensis (American alligator)
Lineage: Eukaryota; Metazoa; Chordata; Crocodylia; Alligatoridae
Gene: ITGA5
Product: integrin subunit alpha 5
Exons: 30
Coding region: 204-3329 (1041 amino acids)
Biological process (GO): cell-matrix adhesion; cell-cell adhesion; angiogenesis
Cellular component (GO): integrin complex; external side of plasma membrane
Molecular function (GO): integrin binding
Source: RefSeq, a predicted model, not a curated record